Messenger RNA from Trifolium pratense (red clover), 688 nucleotides. RefSeq lists its product as uncharacterized. Lineage: Eukaryota; Viridiplantae; Streptophyta; Magnoliopsida; Fabales; Fabaceae. Gene Ontology annotation, molecular function: DNA binding. The record is from RefSeq and is a predicted model, not a curated record. The transcript is spliced from 4 exons. Bases 55 to 576 code for a protein of 173 amino acids.
UGCUGCACAAGCACUAUCAGGAAAAACGAUUUUUGCAGCACCAUUAGGCUACAAAUGGAUUCCUCAGAUAACAGUCAUAUUAAAAUUGAUGAACUGGAAGCAGAAUAUGGAAAAUUUCUUGAUGAAUGCGCAAGAACCUAUGACAAUUACGAUGCUCAGGGAUCAUCUAUAAAUAAUGAGAACAUUUCACAUACUGAAAAUAACAUAAAUCAGUGUACUGAUAAUGUUUACCUUCAAGUUUUCGGUGGUUAUACAGUUUCCGGCCAACUAACUGAAUCAUAUGUUUUUGAAUUGACUCUUUGUGACCUGAACAAAGCUACAAAGACUCAAUUUACAUUACCUUCUGAAUUUAGCGAUUAUGUAAGGCGAUACAAUUUUCAUAAGCUGGUUCUGAAUGUACCAAACAAAGAUAUUUCAAUAGUUCACUUGAAAUAUCCGAACAAUCCUUCAGAGAAUGUCAAGAUUGCCAGAGGAUGGAAAAAUUUCUGUUUUGACAACAAUAUUAAAUUGGGAGAUAGAAUAAGUUUUGAAUUCAGACACAUAAGCUUGAAUGUUUGUCAGUUUUCCAUAAUUUAGACUAAGUAUUAUGUUAUUUCCUAAGUUAUUUAUCUUCGAAUAUAAUGUUGUAAUGAAUUUGAUGUUAAGUCUUUAUUUUUUAACUAUUGUCAAAAAAUAUACAUUGUGUCGA